This is a messenger RNA of Meleagris gallopavo (turkey), 2380 nucleotides long. The record is from RefSeq and is a predicted model, not a curated record. Lineage: Eukaryota; Metazoa; Chordata; Aves; Galliformes; Phasianidae.
CUGAUAAUUUGCUGCAUAAGGCUGGGUUGAUGACAUCACCUGUAAUUCAUUCUGUCUAGCAGGACAGUGCAGAGUUGGAGAUAUUGUAAAAUAUUACAAGGCUCAGAUUGAUCUUUACAAUUAUAUUUUAUCGGACUUCCAAAUAUAGGAUGAUAUGAAAAUAUUUUAUUAUUGUUAUUAUUGUUGUUGUUAUUUUAUCUCUUGGACAAAUUAAGAUCUAUUUGUUAUGUUUUUGGAGUCAGAAAAAUCUAGAAACAAUAUUUCAAUUUAUGCAGCGCAGUGAAUGCCACCAAAAAGUUUUUGCUGUUCCUUGUUCUAAUUCUAGCUCUUGACAGAAAACACAGUGUUAGUGACAGUGGUAUGUUAACUGGCCUGGCGUCUUGGGGUGAUAUAAUUUCCCAGCAAUGAUUCUGCCACUUGUGGCUUUGAUACAACAUUAUGCUCAAUAUUUAUGUAGUAAACAAGAGGACUCUUCCCUUUCAUAAUUGUAACAUAGCAAGCUAAUAGGAAGUAUAUGAAAGUCUGUUAUUUGUUUCAGAGGACCAUCUAAAACAAAGAUUGUAUUAGAAGAUGGAGAAAUGCAGCAUCAAAAGUGGCUGAAUCUGCACUCAGAUUGGAAGAAUAAGAAUGCUUCCACUUUACAUGCACUUCUAGUGAAUGGGCAGAUGUGCCGAAGCAGAAGCAAAGUGGCUCUCCUUUGCACUAAAGAAGAUUGUGGCCAUCGCCCUGCUGCUCGCAUGAACAAAAGGAUCCUUGGUGGCAGGACCAGUCGUCCAGGCCGAUGGCCAUGGCAGUGCUCUCUGCAGAGCGAGCCAAGUGGACACAUAUGUGGCUGCGUUUUGAUUGCAAAGAGAUGGGUCUUAACAGUGGCACACUGCUUCGAAGGGAGAGAAAAUGCAGCUGUCUGGAAAGUAGUGUUUGGGAUAAGCAAUCUUGAUCAUCCAUCAAGCUUCAUGCAGACCCGACUGGUGAAGUCCAUCAUCUUGCAUCCACGCUACAACAGAGCAGUCGUAGACUACGAUAUCAGCAUUGUACAACUAAAUGAAGAUAUCAAUGAAACGAGCUAUGUAAGACCUGUCUGCUUGCCCAGCAAGGAACAGUUGGUACAGCCAGAUACCUACUGCUACAUCACAGGCUGGGGACACAUGGGCAACAAAAUGCCUUUUAAGCUUCAAGAAGGAGAAGUGCGCAUAAUUUCCUUAGAAAAAUGCCAGUCAUACUUUGACAUGAAGACCAUUACAAGCAGGAUGCUGUGUGCAGGCUAUGAGUCUGGCACCGUAGACUCUUGCAUGGGUGACAGUGGAGGACCACUUGUGUGUGAACAACCUGCAGGACGCUGGACUUUGUUUGGUUUAACAUCUUGGGGCUCUGUCUGCUUUUCCAAAGUUUUGGGACCAGGAGUUUACAGCAAUGUGUCACAUUUUAUUGACUGGAUUGAGAAACAAAUAUAUAUCCACACCUUUCUGCUGAACUAACUCCAGAUGGUAAGAAUUGUGCUGACAAACAGCAGGAAAAUGGAAUCAAACUUCAACACUCUGAAGAUUUUGCAGCCAGAAAUUCUGUGAAAAGGAGUCCCUAGCUCUUUCUAUUCUUGUUGUGGAGCUAUGGGAUAUGCGGUGUAUAUGCUCAUAGUUGACCCUCUGCUGGUGAAUAUACUUUGGGGUAGAAUUAAUAAUCCUUUUUUUUUCUUUUCUUUUAACUCUUGUGGUGCUAUUCCAAGCACAGCGAAAUGCUUAAAAGAAAAGAAACAGUCACUUUCUUCCUUUCGGAUAUUCAAACUAAGCAGUAGCACAGAGUAGAAAAACUUUUUACAUUGGCCUAUUUUAAUACUAUUCGAUUAGUAGCACAUGCAUCUUCUUUCACUGUCACAAGGUGCAGACUCAGUGCAUUCAGAUGACUCUGGCAGGGCACAAAUUCACCAGGGCCAUGCCAAAGGCUGCAGGUGUGGAAAAGGUGGCAGGGCUCGUGCGUUCUUGCAGCGCAGGGCAUGGCGGUAAAGCACAAGUUUGAAGGGGCUGAGUAAACACCGUCUGUCCCUCAGAGUGGCCAGCAUGACUAGGACACUGCAGCAUACUGACUCUACUGUUUUGUUCUGGGGGCCAGCUGGUGUACCUCUUCAGGGAGCAGUGUGGCACUAGUAGGCCAACAGACCCAUAAUACUAUUUGAGGCACCUGAAACCAAAGUUUUGUUUAUCAGCCUCUUUGGAUCAUUUUUCCCAAGUUUCUACCACUUUAGUUUUCUAAAACUUCUGUGUCUCACAGUGUCCAGAAAUGCCCACUUCCUGACAGCACUACACAGAGUAGCGCAUUUAUUAAAACUGUGCCCCACUAGCUUCUCUAUCCCAUUUUUAAAAUUUAUUUAUAGUGUUCAGUCUAUAAU